Molecule: messenger RNA, 522 nt
Organism: Botrytis fragariae
Lineage: Eukaryota; Fungi; Ascomycota; Leotiomycetes; Helotiales; Sclerotiniaceae
Product: putative het-domain-containing protein
Exons: 1
Coding region: 1-522 (173 amino acids)
Source: RefSeq, a predicted model, not a curated record
AUGCAUGACCAAAAGUUUAGCCUCGAGUUCGAGAACGGCACCAUACUCCCGUGGCCUCGCGAAGCGGAUUUUGCUGACCUUGCGCAAAAGGUUAUGCUAACGGGAAACGUGCGCUUUAUCCAUGUCUUUGGAUGGUUCACACAUCUCCCAGUUCCCAUUAGCUCAAAUCCCGAGCAGAGCCGGCAAGUGUGUGGUUCGUAUAGAACAACUUUGGUGACAGAGCAUUGGCUUUUGAGGUUGGCAAGAGAGCGGAGGAUGAAUGUUACGGAUAAUGAGGAGUAUGUCUUCAAGGCAUGGGUAUAUGCUUCAGGAGAUGAAAGACAUCAUUUUUUGAAAAGUUAUGAGAGAGUUUUUCACAUGAUGCUGCUGGGCGAAACCUCAGAUUCGAACACUUUUGAGCGCAUCAAUGUAUGUACAUUUGGUGCGCAGUUGGAAUGGGAAAAAGAAGAAUGGCGAGAGAAGAGUAUGGAAGAUAUUGCGAAAAGGUUAGGAUGGGAGAUGGAGGCUUUUAAACUUGCAUAG